UGUAUUUGGUGCAUUUUAGACCCCCUCAAAAAGCAGGCUAGUCCCCCCUGCAGCUGUGGUGAGAAGCUGAAUCCCUGUAACAACGCAAACUCAUUAGCAAGGCAUCUACAAAAAGAGGCGCAGUCUCAGCACAACAAUUCGGAGUUCACAGAAGAUCAGAAGAAAACGAUAGCUAAAAUUGCAACAUGCUUGGAACUGAGAAGUGCAGCUUUACAGUCCACCCAAUCACAGGAUGAAUUUAAGCUUGAGGAUCUGAAGAAGUUGGAACCAAUCUUAAAGAAUAUCCUCACUUACAAUAAGGAGUUCCCCUUUGAUGUUCAGCCUGUCCCACUCAGGAAGAUUUUAGCACCUGGAGAAGAGGAACACUUGGAGUUUGAGGAGGAUGAUGAGGAAGGAGGAGCAGGAGCAGGGUCUCCAGACUCUUUUCCUGUUAGAGUUCCAGGUACUUUAUUACCCAGAUUGCCAUCUGAACCCGGGAUGACAUUACUCACCAUCAACAUAGAGAAAAUUGGUCUGAAAGAUGCUGGGCAGUGCAUUGAUCCUUACAUCACAGUCAGUGUAAAGGAUUUGAAUGGGAUAGAUCUGACUCCUGUGCAGGAUACUCCUGUGGCUCUGAGGAAGGAGGACACGUAUGUCCAUUUUAAUGUGGACAUCGAGAUUCAGAAACACAUUGAAAAACUAACAAAAGGUGCAGCUAUUUUCUUUGAAUUCAAACACUACAAGCCUAAGAAGAGGUUUACCAGCACCAAGUGCUUUGCUUUCAUGGAGAUGGAUGAAAUUAAACCUGGAGCAAUUGUCAUAGAACUGUACAAAAAACCCACCGACUUUAAAAGGAAGAAAUUACAACUGUUGACCAAGAAACCACUUUACCUUCACCUCCAUCAAACAUUGCACAAGGAAUGACCCUGGCUGUGAGGACUGUGUGAACUGACCC
Molecule: messenger RNA, 934 nt
Organism: Merops nubicus (carmine bee-eater)
Lineage: Eukaryota; Metazoa; Chordata; Aves; Coraciiformes; Meropidae
Gene: AIDA
Product: axin interactor, dorsalization associated
Exons: 10
Biological process (GO): determination of ventral identity
Cellular component (GO): membrane
Molecular function (GO): phosphatidylinositol binding
Source: RefSeq, a predicted model, not a curated record